Heterostelium album PN500 is the source of this 1509-nucleotide messenger RNA. RefSeq lists its product as uncharacterized. The transcript has 3 exons. The record is from RefSeq and is a predicted model, not a curated record. NCBI's taxonomy places the organism in Eukaryota, Evosea, Eumycetozoa, Acytosteliales, Acytosteliaceae. The coding region runs from base 1 to 1509 and encodes 502 amino acids.
AUGGGUUUCGAACAAUUCAAUGAUUACAGUGAGACGCAACAACAGCAGCAACAACAGCAACCACCACUCUAUGGCUUCUCACAAAUGAACACACAACCAGUUAUGGUUCCGGUUGGUAUGGUCGAUUCUUUACCAUAUAAUUUCCAACAACAACAAAUGCAACAACAACUCUAUCCACAAAUGCAAAUACAAAUGCAAAUGUCUGGUCAACCCGCUCAACCACCACAAUUUGAAACCGCAACAGAUUUAAAGCGUUGUCUCAAAUGUACAAAAAUCUAUUAUCACAUGGAUUCAUUCAAUAAUCAAGCUUGUUCAUAUCAUCGUGAUAACUAUGUUAAAGGUGAAGAAAGAUGGUUAUGCUGUAACCGUGUAGGUAGAGAAGCAUCACCAUGUUUUUCAACUUAUCAUGUCGAAGAUGAAAACACAUCGCAGAUUCUUCGUUCAAUGACCAUUCCAAAACCAGAUGUAGUCCAACAGAACAAUCCAAUCUAUCAGAAUUUGAAUUUCGGUUAUGUUGGUGCUGAACGUAUUCUCUACGAAGGUGUUCUCAAGAAGCAAGGUAAACGUCUUGGUUUCUGGGAGAAGCGUAGAUUCAGACUUACUUUUAGCUCACUGAUAAAUUACUAUGACGAGACUGACAAGACAGUUCAUCGUGUCUUCCAGUUGGCCGACAUCACCAUUUCAUUCAAGAGAAUGUCUACCGACGAUGGUGAUCGCAUCUGUUUGGUCAUCAACGAUGGUCAACGUAAUCACAAUCUCUACUCACCGGUGACCGACCAAACCGAAGCAUGGAUCGAUUCACUCCACACUCAAAAGAAAAUCUACUUGCAAUCGAUUAGCAACCAACGUUUCCUCCACUCUUCGAGUCCGGGUAUGGCUUCGUUCUCUCCACCCAAUCCACAUCAAUUCCUCUCUCACUAUCCCCCAUUGCAAAUGAGCAAUCACAUGAGCAGUGGCAACCUCAACAACAUCAUGAGCAAUGCCAACUUGAUGAACAGCCAGUCGAUGCAAGCACAACAGUUUGCUCCACAGCAAUUGGGUGCCUCCAAGCAAGAGCCUUUCCCAAUCAUCAACAACUACUUCCCACAACCACCAGCUCAACCACAGCAACCCAUCACAACCUCUGACAAAGUCCAAUGGAUUCAACACCGUGUUCAAGUAUCCGACACACUUGCCGGUUUGGCCAUCAAAUACAAUACCACUAUCGACAUCAUCAAGAGAACCAACUUGAUCAAGAACGAUACUUGCAUCACCCAUCAAACCCUUCUCGUUCCAGUUUCGGGUCCGAUCAACAUGACCACACAGGCACCAAUCCCCCAAACCGAAGAAGAGAAACGUAGAAAGAUGAUCCAGCUCUUUGCCGUCUCUGAGAACAUCUCCAAAGAGGAGUCUCGUUCCUAUCUGGUCAACAACGACUGGGAUAUAACCAAGGCACUGAGAGAGCUCAAGGAUGAUCUCGAUUGGGAACACUCCCAUCCCUUUCUUGCCGAGGGCUUUCUUCAAUAUUAA